AUGAUUCCGAUUCUGGCCUAUCGUUACGUGAAAAAGAAGCAAGAAGCCAGUCGGUUACGUAUGGAGGGGGACACUAGCGCCCCGAGGGCCCGUGCCGUUUUCGAGAAUGUUGCCCUAAAGGUCUCAGGAGUUUGCGCGCGUGUGGCUGAAGGUGACGAAAUCUACGGGCAUUUGCAAGUUGUUGAGAGGCCCAUGGGCGUCUUCUUGGAAUGGAUUCCGAUUGAUGAUUCGCCGGAUACCAGCGGUUGGGUGCUCGCAGAUGAGAAUGACGAGAAUUCGUUGUUAGGCACAUCACCACCUUCGGGAAUCAAGACAUCGCCACGCAAUUUCGCCCGCCACCGCUUCUCCUUCGACCUGAACGACUUGAGCAGUUUCAAAUCGGUUCAGCCGGCCCGUGCUGGCGUCGGAGAUUUCUUUGGACAAUCGAGUUCAGACAACGUCUGCCCCGUCUUCACCUUCUUCAUGAAAGACGGCUCCAGUCAUACGCCGCUCUACUUCCGCCAGUCGGAUGGCAACGAAUUUCUGGCCUGUAUGCAGAAUUACCUGAAGCUGAGGCGUUCCCGCAAAGAGCCAAACCUCGUCCUCGUGAUUAAUGAAAAGGCCGAUAUCCUGGCGCAAUCAGUCCAUGCCCUCGAUAACAACGGAGACAUCUUGAGCCGCUUCAUGGGCAACCCCUACGCCACGGCAAUGACGGGUCUGGGCAAAAUCACGGCUUUCAUGCAAGAUCAAGUUAUUCCCGCCCUGCUCGAUUCUGACGAGGUCAGCAUGGAAGAACAGAUCCGAGCGAUGCGCGAACUGCACGAGAAGGGCGAGGAGAGCAAUCCGCUACGCGUCUACCGUGACGGCGAACAAAGCGACUUCGAGAUGGUCACCCAGCUCGAACUGCCGCCUCGGCCCGAAAUUUUCCGGGAAGCUCCGAUCUCAAAGAAAGUCUGGGAUUCGUUCAAAAACAACCACGGUUCCUUCGACCAGCGUGCCCUGCAUCUCGUCAAGAUGAGCGUGUUCAGGGGUGGCCUAGAACCGGAAGUGAGGAAAGAAGCGUGGAAAUAUCUGCUCGGUUACAUCAGCUGGAAUGAGUCCCACGAUGAGCACCUGCAGAAGCGCGCCCAGUACGAAAAAGAGUACUAUCGUAUGAAGGGCCAGUGGAUGAGCAUCAGCGAGGAGCAAGAAUCGCGCUUUUUGACAUUUGCUAAUCGCAAGUCCCUUGUUGAAAAGGACGUCACCCGGACAGACCGGCAUAUGAAAUACUUCACCGGCGAGGGCAAUGCCAACAUUGCUCGGCUUCACGAUGUCCUGAUGACGUAUUGCAUGUACAACUUUGAUCUCGGGUACGUCCAGGGGAUGUCCGACUUUUGCGCCCCUGUGCUGUUUGUGAUGGAGGACGAAGUGGACGCUUUCUGGUGUUUUGUCCGAUUGAUGGAUAUUGUCCACUCCAACUUUGCCGAGGAUCAGCUCUCCAUCAAGCAGCAGUGCAACCAGCUGCACGAUCUCGUCAUGAUUGUCAACCCAAAGCUGUGCAAUUAUUUGGAGGCCCACCAGUCCGAUGACAUGUAUUUUUGCUUCCGGUGGCUGCUCGUCUGGUUCAAGCGCGAGUUCAGCUUCGAGGACGCGAGCAAGCUGUGGGAGGUGCUUUGGACGAACCAGCCAUGCGCUAACUUCCUUCUUCUGAUCUGUGUGGCCAUUCUUGAUCGCGAGACCGAGGUCAUCAUCGAGAAUGGCUUUGGGCUAACGGAAAUCCUGAAACACGUCAACGACCUUUCAAUGCAUCUGAAGCUAGAUGAAUUACUCUCCGCCGCCGAAGCCAUUUUCCACCAACUCUCCGCCAGCCAGGACAAACUGCCGAAAUAUGUGCUUGAUUAUCUGAAGCUGAACCAGCCUGCCAACGCC
Messenger RNA from Mesorhabditis spiculigera, 1887 nucleotides. The record is from the annotation of a GenBank genome assembly. Lineage: Eukaryota; Metazoa; Nematoda; Chromadorea; Rhabditida; Rhabditidae.